AUGUGCAACAACGAAUGUGACGCCCUGACCGAAGAGCUGGCGCACCCUCCUGAGCUCAUGUUUGACUUCGAAGGCCGAAAUCCCACCACGUUCUGGCAGUCGACAUCCUGGAAGAAGUACCCCAAACCGCUGCAGGUCAACAUCACUCUGUCCUGGAACAAAACGGUGGAACUCACAGACGAUAUUGUCCUAACUUUUGAGUCUGGCCGGCCCGAGCAAAUGGUCCUGGAGAAGUCCUUGGAUUACGGCCGCACUUGGACUCCAUAUCAGUUCUACGCCACCGAUUGCUUGGACGCGUUCACGAUGGAGCCCAAAACUGUGAAGGACCUCACACAGCGCACCCUGCUGGACAUUAUCUGCACCGAGGACUACUCCAGAGGCUACGUGUGGAAGAAUGAUAAAACCGUGAGAUUCGAGAUAAAGGAUCGUUUUGCGUUGUUCGCCGGUCCGAGGCUUCACAACAUGGCGUCGCUGUACGGGCAGCUGGAUACCACCAAGAACCUGAGGGACUUCUUCACCAUCACAGACCUGCGCGUGAAGCUGCUGAAGCCGGCCACCGGGGCCACCAUGGUGGACGAGAACAACCUGUCCAGAUACUUCUACGCCAUCUCGGAUAUCAAAGUGCAGGGCAGGUAA
This is a messenger RNA of Knipowitschia caucasica, 636 nucleotides long. The record is from the annotation of a GenBank genome assembly. NCBI's taxonomy places the organism in Eukaryota, Metazoa, Chordata, Actinopteri, Gobiiformes, Gobiidae.